ACAGGUGGUCAGUCAUUCUUCAGCCGAAAGGACUCCAUCCGAACCAUCUACACAUCUCUGCAUAAUGAGCUGAAGAAGGUGGUGGCAACGGGUCGCAAUGCACUAGGAGGAACAGCUCCUCACUUGGAAGAGCUGCUUUCUCACCUGUCUGAACAGCUCUGUUUUUUUGUUCAGGCUCGGAUGGAAAUUGCUGACUUCUAUGAAAAAAUGUACACGCUCAGCACCCAAAAGUUCAUUAACUCUGAGGAACUGGUAAACAUUUUGGAAUCCAUCUUAAAGAAAUACAGCUCAAGAUUUCAUCAUCCAAUCCUCAGUCCUCUUGAAAGCAGUUUCCAGCUGGAAGUAGAUGUGCUUGCGCACCUCUUAAAGGCUCAGGCUCAGAUCUCAGAGUGGAAGUUCCUUCCAUCCCUGGUCAACUUGCACACUGCUCACACAAAACUACAGACUUGGGGACAAAUUUUUGAGAAACAGCGAGAGACCAAGAAGCAUCUGUUUGGAGGGCAGUCUCAGAAGGCUGUGCAACCUCCACACCUCUUCCUCUGGCUGAUGAAGCUCAAAAACAUUCUCCUUGCCAAGUUUAGUUUUUACUUUCACGAGGCCCUUAGUCGACAAACAACAGCAUCUGAAAUGAAAACUUUGACUGCUAAAACAAAUCCUGAUUACUUUGGGAAAAUUUCCAGCUUCAUCCGGAAGUAUGAUGCCAUCAACGUUUCCUUAAUUUUUGACAAUCGUGGAUCAGAGAGUUUUCAGGGACAUGGUUAUCAUCACCCCCAUUCUUACAGGGAAGCCCCCAAAGGAGUGGAUCAGUACCCUGCAGUGGUGUCUCUGCCCAGCGACAGGCCUGUUAUGCACUGGCCCAAUGUAAUCAUGAUUAUGACUGACAGAACCUCUGACCUCAACAGUUUGGAGAAGGUUGUUCAUUUCUACGAUGACAAAGUCCAAAGCACGUACUUUUUGACUCGCCCUGAACCUCACUUUACCAUUGUAGUUAUUUUUGAGUCCAAGAAGUCAGAAAGGGACUAUCACUUCAUUUCUUUUCUCAAUGAAAUUUCACAUUCCCUUAAGAACUCCAAAGCUUUUGCGAGCUUGAAGCCUGGAUCCAAAGGGUAAAAUACAAACUACUUGCAAGUUGUCAAGGCAGUAUGCCAGCCUUGAAGGAGCUGUAGCUUUCAAGGAUUGCAUAAAUUCAUGAUUCUCAGAGUCUCAUUAAAAAGGAAGCAUUAUUUUUAAUGUUCUAAGUUCCUUUUUUUUUUUUUAAGCUAACAAGCACUUGAAGAAAAGUAUUUUUGGGCAGUGCUCAGUGGGACAACUUAAUUGUGGGGUGCUAAAUGGCCACAGUAGGAUUUUUUGUGUGGUUUCAGUAUGAUUUAUUUUUUCAAUCCAAAACUUCGUUGCCUGUAUCAGAAACGAAUAUAUGCACUUUAUCUUAGUCUGAUCAUUGACUGACUUCAGAGUUUAUUGAAAAUGUGGUGAGGAUGGAAGAUACUAUCUUUUCAGAAAACUGCAUUGCCUGACAGGGAUUAUUUCUGGGAACUAUACACUGAUAGAAGGGAAUAUUAAAAAAAGUGAACCUGCAAGAACAAAUUUGAAAUAAAAAUCUAAGAACCACAAAAGGCACUAUUGUUAAUUAACUUAGUUUUCAAAUGGUUUAAAAUGAUAAUUGAGGUCUCUGACACUCUCUGUUAAGCACCAGUCUCUAUUCUGAACACGCUGUGUCAUAAAGCUUUGUCAUUGCUCCAGAAUGCAGGCUGGGGCAAGCAAAGCUGCAGCGUGGGCUGGCAGGCCAGUAUUCACUGCAGUGUUGUGACAUUGUGUGUCCAGUACCAGUCUUGGCUUGGAUUAACUGAAGGAGACAAGCUGAGGUUGAGCAGGUAUUCUAGAAAGAACAGCUCCAUGGAAAAAGCAGCAAACCUCUCUUCAAAUUGUGCUUUUGUCAGGCUGCCUUAUUUAAAAAAAAAAAAAAAAAAGGCAGCAUGAAAUUCCUGUCUUAAAUGAGUUAUUUUCUAAUUUGCUGUUAGGGUCAACCUGGAUUUGUUUUCAGAUUUUUAUAAGCAUAUAGUUUUUUCUUUCUGUUCAGUUUUAAGUAAUUUCACAAUUAAGCCAAAUCGCUUUUGGAAUUUGGAUUUAAAUAUCUAGCCUAUGCAGUACAUUUACUUCAUUCUAAAAUGUCUUUUUCACCACUAACUUCUAGGCUCCAGGUUUGGGAAGAGUAUGUUUUCUAGGUUACCGUGAAAGUGCUUUAUUUGGGAAAUCAGUAUUUCCAAAUACAAUAAAAGGGUCAAUUUGGCUUUUUCAUUUUGUACUUGUAGCCUUAUAUUGCAUGAUUCUUCUGAGUGUUAGCUCUGCAGUUGUGCAAGCACUUUUCUGGGAGUUCAGGAGCUUUGAUAUGGUUCUGCUGUAUGAAGUAAGUGUAGUAAAGCCAGAGCCUUAGCUGACACUGUGUAAGGCAACAUCAGGUUUGUUUUAAAAGGGAGUGUAAGUCAAAAUGCUGGUUUCUGUUAAGACUGAAAUAUAAGCUACCAUUGUAGACAUAGCUUUUACUGAUUCCCUUUCUUUCCCACAAAAGGUUGUGGUAACUUGUCUUUCCUCUUGCUGCAAGUACCAAUUUCUUUAGAAUCACAUCAGCAUGUUCUGUUCUUGAACUGUAAGCUCUGACUUUACACUCUGCGCCAAGUAGAGCUUUCCAUGCUUUGCUAUAAUCAUACGUUUGUCUGUUGUGAAGAUCUGUGCUACUGCCUUUCACCCGAAGUCUUAGUCUGACUGCAGUAUCACUCAGAAGCUUAGAGACUGCUCUUUGCCAUUUGGGAAGUAACAGGAGUUGCAAAUAUCCUGGCAACUGGAGGACACGUGGUUGUAACAGCGUUACACUUUGCAUCUCGAGUCGCCCUUUUAACAGGACAGAGUUGCAAAUGACGGUAUUGAGAGAGUGGGACAGUGACUUUGUAAUAACAUUGUACUAUUGACUUCCUCAGCCUGGGUAACAGAAAAGAGGCUGUCACCAGAACCGAUUCCCAGUCUUCAGCAGUGUAAUAAAGCGUUGCACAAAUUGUGUCUGCCUCUGCAGUAUUUCCCCGUUGUCCUACCUGUCUGUGGGAAGGGAGGAGAGACCGCAUGUGGGUACAGACACCUUGCUCGUUUUUGAGUUGCUGGGGGCAUGUUGGAAGAGGUGAAAGAGAAGUCUGCUGGCCUUUGGAGCAGACCAGCAGCUUUUAUGGUUUGCUGAAAUGGCUGGAGGCUGUUCCCAGUGGUUUUUAUGGGGAGAGGAGAAGGAGACAACUCUGUUCAGCAGACCCAGUGGUUUGCUGCGUGCUCCUGCUGCUGUUUUUGGCAAGUAGCAUCUCUGGGAGUGGGGAAUGGAUGCUAGGUGAUGUUUCUGUGCAGGAGGAGGUGAGACUUGCUUUGUCCCUUGUUAGUGGUGGGGUUGUUUGCUCCAGUUUUCUCCGGAGGCUCUUGGGGAAGCAGCCAGAGGAGCCAUCUGACUUGUAGGCGAGAAUUUCUGAAUAUACAGGCUGAUCAAGAACCAAAGGGACCCAUAACCAUCACUGUCCCAUGGUGUGAGAAAGGAGGGAAUGGGAGGGACGUGCAGACAAAACGGUGGGAGAGAAUUGAGUGCUGGGGAGAGAAACUUUUGUGGAGCUGUCUCUGGGUUUCAGAGUCCCAAGGCUCUCCUUGCAAAAUCUCGGCCUUAAAUUAUUACGAGGUGGGGAGCAGAAAAUCCAUGCUGUUAGGAAGCGGCUUAGAUGAAAGCUGCAGGGGUGAAGCUGCAGUGAGAUAAACUGCACCACAGAAUCGAUAUCAAACUGCAGAACUGAGGUGUGCUAUGACCAAAAACUAAGUGUGGGUGUGAGUAUGUGUGUGUGGAGUGAGUAUUUGCAGAUUUGUUAGCUCCAUGCAGACUUACAGCACAGCUUCUUCUUGGAUGCUUUGAGGAGUUUACAUUUGAAAUGACAAAUGAGUUCUCUACAAUGUAAAAAUGGCUAGGGCGGUAAUGAAAAUCUGCCUGUUUGGGGGGAACAUAUAUGUGGAGUAAGUAAAGGUGACCAGAAACUCAGUAACUGGAAAAAAUUUGUUAUCAACUUCAGUACUGGAAAGACUGAUCAGUCUCUUUACCAUAAGAAAUGGACAACAAAUGCGCUUUUGCCAAGCUGGGCGAUCGUGUCCGGCAGCUUUUCCUCUCCUGCAAUUCAGCAAAGGAAGAUUGAAAGUACUAAUGUAUUUUAAAAGUCUUGUAUAAAUGACUGCUUUAAAUGCAAGAUAUAAAGAUGUUUAUGAUAACAUAAUGAAAACCAAUGCUUCCAGACAUAUAGAUACUGCGACUUGAUGUUCUUGGCACUACUCAGAUUGCAAGACUAGCAGUGUGGAAGCUUAUCCUGUAGCAAAUCUCAUAUACCUCAUUACUUACCGGAGUCCAUGAGGAUUCUGGCAGAACAUUUAGUGUAGUAUCCUUUGCCUGGAAGUGAAUUUGACAGCAAAUGUAUUCUCAGGUCUCUUACAUAUUUUAUAUUUACGUCUUGUAAGCUGUUUUCU
Messenger RNA from Egretta garzetta (little egret), 4527 nucleotides. RefSeq names its product chromosome unknown C12orf66 homolog (gene KICS2). NCBI's taxonomy places the organism in Eukaryota, Metazoa, Chordata, Aves, Pelecaniformes, Ardeidae. The transcript has 2 exons. Gene Ontology annotation, cellular component: KICSTOR complex. Gene Ontology annotation, biological process: cellular response to glucose starvation; cellular response to amino acid starvation; protein localization to lysosome. The record is from RefSeq and is a predicted model, not a curated record. The annotation marks the transcript as partial.